Molecule: messenger RNA, 2631 nt
Organism: Micromonas pusilla CCMP1545
Lineage: Eukaryota; Viridiplantae; Chlorophyta; Mamiellophyceae; Mamiellales; Mamiellaceae
Exons: 1
Coding region: 1-2631 (876 amino acids)
Biological process (GO): microtubule nucleation; mitotic cell cycle; meiotic cell cycle
Cellular component (GO): gamma-tubulin complex; equatorial microtubule organizing center; centrosome
Molecular function (GO): microtubule minus-end binding; gamma-tubulin binding
Source: RefSeq, a predicted model, not a curated record
AUGUUCCGGUACGCCGUGAGGCUCGUCGGGUCGUCGCUCAGCGCGGACGUCGAGCCGGACGAGGACGCGGCCGCGGACGCGAUCGCGCGGCGGCUGCGGCGGCGCGAGGGCGGCUCCCCGAACGACGUCGCCGUCUUCGCGGAUCUGCAUCGACGGAUGAAACAAGUCCCGGGGCUUCAGAAGCGCUGGGCCGUCCUCCACGCGCUGUUGAGAGCGUCCGAGGAGGCGGACAAGGAGAAGGAUCGUCGCGAGGGGGGUGCAUGGGACGGCGACGACGGCGGCGGCGGAGCGCGGACGAACGCGCUGUCCUUCGCGGCGAGCGCGGGAGGUCUCCCCGCGCUGCGCCCGGACGGUUCAAAUCGUGCGCGCGAACGUCAGACGACGACGACGACGACGACGACGACGCGCGACCCCGGGGACGCGCGCGCGCUCGCGAACGGCGACGGCUCCACGCUGGGCGUGGACCACCCGAGCUCGCGAGCGGCGGCGAUGAAGCUCCUCGCGAGAGAGGCGACGCUGUCCGCGGAGGUGGGCGAGCCGGAGCUCGUGCGAGACGUCCUGUUCGCGUGCCAAGGCAUCGACGGCAAAUUUCUAAAGUUCGACCCCGCGGAGGGCGCGUACGUCGUGCGCGCGGACGCGCCGGUGUCCCCGGGCGCGGCCGUCCUCGCGCGGAAGCUCACGGAGCUCGGAUGGCUGUUCCGUAAGAUCCGCGCGUGCCUCGGCGGCGACGACGCUGACGUCGUCGCGACGACGACGCCGGCGAGCGCGGAUUCAGACGUCGCGCCGCCCGCGACGCCGAGCCUCGGGACGCUCGGCGCGCUCGGCGGCGACCGCGGCGAGCUCGACGGCGGCAGCGUCCGCCGCGCGUUCAAAGCGCGCGUGCAGGGCGAGCUGUCCGAUUACUACAGGCUCAUCGCGGUGUUGGAGGCGCAGGCGCAGGUGCCGAUGGCGGCCGCGUUGGAGAGCGCGCGCGACGACUCGAGUGGGGAGACGUAUCUGACGCUGCGACGGCUCUCCGUGUGGCUCGCGGAGCCGACGAGGCGGCUUCGGCUGCUCGCGGUGCUCGUGGACGCGUCGCGUUUCAACAAGGGCGGCGCGCUGCUCGGCGUGCUGCACGCGCACGCGAAGCACGGCGACCCUGCGCUGUGCGCGACGGUCGCGCGGCUGUUAUCCGCGGCGGCGGCGCCGAUGUACGCCGCGAUUCAGAAUUGGGUCGUCCUCGGCGAGCUGGACGACCCGCGGUCGGAGUUCUUCGUGACCUCGGACCCCGCGGUCGCGGAGGAGGACCUGUGGCGGCAUCGGUACGGCGUCGACGACGCGAUGCUGCCGCCGUUCAUCACGCGCGAGCAGGCUGCGGACGUUCUGCGCGUCGGGAAGAGCAUCAACUUUCUCCGACGGUGCUGCGACGACGACGGGUGGACGGCGGAGAGAGCGCCCGUCGCCGCCGCGGCGGCGAACGCGGGCGGGCUCGGGUACGGCAACCCGAAAGCCCUGGACGCGCUCAUCGCGGAGGCGAAGCGCAGGAUCGAUCGCUGCCUGCGAAGAGUCCUCUUCGAGCGGUACAAGCUCUUCGAGCACUGCUUCGCGGUGAAGCGGUACCUGCUCCUCGGUCAGGGCGAUUUCCACGCGUGUCUCAUGGAUCUCGCGGGCGAGGACCUCGCGGAGCCGGCGUCGAACGUCAGCGCGUACAAGCUCUCUGGCACGCUCGAGUCCGCGAUCAGGGCGUCGAACGCGCAGUACGACGAGAGCGACGUCCUCGACCGUUUACGCGUGAAGAUGAUGCCCGCCGCCGGCGCCGACGAAGUCGGCUGGGACGUCUUCUCGCUCGAGUACCAAACCUCGGCGCCGUUGACGACGGUGUUCACCCCGGACGCGAUGGGCAAGUACCUCCGCGUGUUCACUUUCCUGUGGCGAUUAAAGCGCGUCGAGCACGCGCUGUGCGCGACGUGGCAGACGAUGAAGCCGAACGUCACGGCGGCGCUCGCGCGCGACGGCGUCGCCGGCGCCGCGGGCGUCGCGCUCGCGGAGGAGCUCCGACGGUGUCACACGUUGCGCGGCGAGAUGCAUCACUUCAUCGCGAACUUGCAGUACUACGUCAUGUUCGAAGUCUUAGAAGGGUCGUGGGAGGUGUUCACGCGCGAGAUGCGCGACGCGCGCGACCUAGACUCGCUCAUCGCCGCGCACGAGCGGUACUUGGACGCGGUAUUGCAGAAGGCGUUGCUGGGCCCAAAGUCGCAGCUUCUCGCGCACGCGUUGAGCACGCUGUUCGAGGUCGUGCUCCGAUUCCGCGGGUUCGCGGACCGUCUGUACGACGUCGCGCGAGACGCCGCGAUGCGGCGGCAGCUCGCGCGGCUGCGCGUGGAGCAGCGCGCGGAGCAGGCGACGUGGGGGUCGCUCCCGGGGGAGGACGCCGCGGGGGGCGACGGCUUGCUCUCGGAGGCGUUCGUGUCGGAGAUGCGCGAGCAGCUCGACGCCGUCGGCGCGGACUACGCGAAGAUGCUGGACGGGUUUUUGAACUUGCUUCCGCUGCAGACGCACGUGGACUUGAAGUUUCUGCUGUUCCGGCUGGACUUCUCGGAGUAUUACUGCAAGCAGAAGAUCGGGCCUUCGCCCGGGUCGUUGCCGUUCUGA